This is a messenger RNA of Globicephala melas (long-finned pilot whale), 3209 nucleotides long. RefSeq names its product RNA polymerase III subunit H (gene POLR3H). The record is from RefSeq and is a predicted model, not a curated record. Gene Ontology annotation, cellular component: RNA polymerase III complex. Gene Ontology annotation, molecular function: DNA binding; DNA-directed RNA polymerase activity. Lineage: Eukaryota; Metazoa; Chordata; Mammalia; Artiodactyla; Delphinidae. Gene Ontology annotation, biological process: transcription initiation at RNA polymerase III promoter; DNA-templated transcription.
UGUACUCCCUGCUUAAAGGGACACAGGGCCCGUCUCCUCUGGCCCCGGCACCACCUCCUGAGUCAGACGCAGGCAGUGCGAGAGAGUUAGCUGCAUCUCUCAGGGCCCUAAAGCUUCUUUUUCUGGAAAGUGGCUUUUAUUGGCAGGCCAGGGUAUAAUUUGCCCUGCCAGGUGGGAGCCGUGGCUGAGGAAUGCAGAGGAGGAAGAGCUGGGGACAGCCUGCAUUCCUGGCAGUGCGGGAGCAAGUGAGGCGCCUCCAGUGUCUGCGGCCCUCCCCGCCCCGCCAGCUGGCAAACAUGUGCUGUGACUGCCAGGCCGCCAGGGAGCCGUGAAUGAAGGAGGCUGGGCUGAGGUUUGAAGUAGUGUUAUGAUUAUUCUCGACAAAGACGAGAGGGCACAGCUGUUCAUUCAGGAAAAGAGCAGCCCGUGGCACCACCCACCUACCCACCAGCAGCUGAGCUACAAAGAAAUCAUCUGCUGAAAACCAGGGGCUCCGCCCUGGAGGCUAUUUCCGUGGAAACCAAGCAUUCAAAAGCUCAUCUCCUCGAAAGCCUCCGUCGCCUUGGAGAGACUGUAGAGGAUCACUCUGGCUGCAGCUUAGAGGACGGCCCGAGGCCAGCAAGGAGAAUAGUUACCGGCUGGGCGAGAGAUGACUGGAUUGCACCGAGGUCGCCUAGCAACCUGAGAGCGUUGUCGGAGGGUUGACAGCUGCGCCUGCGGCAGAGCCCCCCGCGCAGGCCGGGAUGUUCGUCCUGGUGGAGAUGGUAGACACCGUGCGGAUCCCCCCGUGGCAGUUUGAGAGGAAGCUCAACGACUCCAUUGCCGAGGAGUUGAACAAGAAGUUGGCCAACAAGGUCGUGUACAACGUGGGACUCUGCAUCUGCCUGUUUGACAUCACCAAGCUGGAGGACGCCUAUGUGUUCCCGGGGGACGGUGCAUCACACACCAAAGUUCACUUUCGCUAUGUGGUGUUCCAUCCGUUCCUGGACGAGAUUCUGAUUGGAAACAUCAAAGGCUGCAGCCCGGAGGGAGUGCACGUCUCUCUAGGGUUCUUCGAUGACAUUCUUAUCCCUCCAGAGUCACUGCAGCAGCCGGCCAAGUUCGAUGAGGCAGAGCAAGUAUGGGUGUGGGAGUACGAGACGGAGGAAGGAGCGCACGACCUAUACAUGGACACCGGCGAGGAGAUCCGCUUCCGGGUGGUGGACGAGAGCUUUGUGGACACGUCCCCCACUGGGCCCAGCUCAGCCGAUGCCACCUCUUCCAGCGAGGAGCUGCCAAAGAAGGAGGCUCCGUACACGCUUGUGGGAUCCAUCAGUGAGCCGGGCCUGGGCCUUCUCUCCUGGUGGACUAGCAGCUAGCACUGGGGCUUUGACACUGGACCCUGCCCAGCCCUCGGGAAGGUGGUGCGGCGGGUCCUGAAGACGACAGGAUCCGAAGAGCAGCCUGUGCCCUUCCAGGCUGUGCCCUCCCCUCCUCCUCCCAGACCUACCCCGCUAAGUCCCACCGUCCACAUGGACUUCUGCCUGUCAGUGACAACAAAGAUAUUUAAUAAAUGAUGGCCACGUCAGUUGGGAGAGCCACCAUUGUCUCAGUGUUCUAAGGUUACCGAGUUGCCACAGCUGGGACAGUUCCUCACCCCGGAUCACUUCUGGAGAUGACUUAAUGGCAGGACUUGGGGUCUGAGAGAUCCAGGCUGCCUCAGGCUAUGCUCUGGGCCAGCUGAGCUUGGUGGCUCCAUAAAGUAACAGCAAGAGGCUGGCCUGGGGCAGCUGCCAGUUGCUGAUCAGAGUCUGACCUUUAAGGGAAAAACCCUCUUCCCACCAGCGUGUGGAAGGUGGGGCGGCCUGGACUCAGCUGACCAGCUCCGUCAGGAAAGUGGAUGCUGUGGAUUUUGCUGGCCCAAGGGGGUGAGGGCUGGUGACCUGCUGUUGUUACUCCCCCACCAGCAGUACAGCAGGAAGCCUCGGGCCAGCUGUCACUUUCCGACCUUGGCCACACCAGGAACAAACACCCAGUGGGUGUCUGCUUGUGAUGUGAGAUCCUGGCACCAGGGCAAGCACCCCAUCAUUUACUCAGCAGAAUGGCUUUGCCAGAGUCCUGUCCCUUCACUCAUUUCUGCCAGGAAUUUUUGCCGGGACCAGGACAUCGUUUUGUAGCACCCACCCGACGCCAUGUUUCUGUCAGGCAAGUCUUGUCCUGAUGAAGGAAUCUACGUGGAGCCUGCCUCCUGCCCUGGCCUUUCUGCUCACAGGGACACAGGGCCGUGGAGGUAUGAGUAGUGCCAGUGGGCAGUGCUCCAGGGAGAGGAGCAAUUGCAGAGCAGUGCCUGCGGCCGCCCUGUACUAGAAACUAGGGAGCAGUACACAUAUGGACUAGCUGUGACCUUGGACGUGGUGGUCUGUCUGUAAAACAGACACUCUCUGGGCAUUUGAAAGGCAACUCGAUGCCCAGGGGAAGUGGGGGCUGCAUCUUGGGCCAACCCCUGCCCCCAUUGGGGAAACUACUGGAAUGUGUGGGCGUGGGGAGGGGAGGCUGCAGGCAGAAGCAGGGCAGGAAGGAAAGUGGGAAGUCUGGUGAUGGGUCCGGCUGUGGCGUGGCUGUCGGCAUCCACUGACUCUGGCUGUGAAGGACCCCCUGCCCCACAGGCUGGAGUUGGUGACAGCACAGACACCAUCAUCACUCACAAAGGAACACUCACUGAAUCUGGAUUCUUAUUUUCCUUAGAAGAGCAAAAGGAUCUUUCGAACCCUUCGGCCACCAGUGAAAUGAUCAUGCAGGAGAAAAACUUUAGAUGGGAGUCUGUCGUUAAAAAUAAAUACAGUUGCCCAAAGCUGCUCAAGAUCUGAAUCAAACUAAAAACAGGAAGGUGGGGGGUUGAUACGUUAUUUUAAGAACCUCCCCACCCCCACCUGUGGGUUGCUCCAUGGGCAGAGGGAAGAGAGGCCAGGAGGCCUGGCCACACCAUCUCGGUGGUGAGCGAAGCCACGGCUGGAUCGGAUCAGAUCCCGUUUUGAUGACGCAGAACUGCACUCGUGACACCGGAGCUGGGUCCGAGGAGCAGGACGGGCGGGCGCUGGUGGCAGUGCAGGACCUUACUUCUGCUGCAGCUCCUUCAUUCUGUUCAGAGCACUGCCAGCGCGGAACCACUCGAUCUGGGUCUCGUUGAAGGUGUGGUUCAGGAGGAUGGUCUCCUGGGUCCCGUUGGGGUG